UAUGACUGAAAUCACGUGACUUUCGGCAGUUUGACACGCGCUCCGAAUCACUGAUUCGAAACAAAUGAUUCGCAAAGGAUUCGAAGCUUAGCGUGUUGGGAAAGCGCCCGUCACUGUUGCGAGGCGAAAUCAUAUGUUGUGAGCUGUUGACAUUGAAGCUAUAUUUCUGUUAACGAACACAACGCUUUCUGUACUUUUAUGCGCGGUAAUAACAUGUCAGCAAUUGUUCCCGCCGCUUGUAAAGCAACUGCCGCGGUGAUAUUCCUCCAUGGCCUGGGAGACACAGGGUAAACUGAAUCACGAUUACGCACGGAUGGGCUCAAGCUAUGGCAGCGAUCAGGACCCCUCAUGUCAAGUACAUUUGCCCUCAUGCACCAGUCAUGCCCGUCACCCUCAACAUGAACAUGGCAAUGCCUUCCUGGUUUGACAUAAUUAACCUCAAUCCUGAUGCGGAGGAAGAUGAAUCUGGAAUUAAAAGAGCUGCUGAAAGCGUCAAAGCACUGAUUGAUCAAGAAGUAAAGAGUGGUAUUCCUUCUCACAGGAUUGUGUUGGGCGGCUUCUCUCAGGGUGGAGCGCUCUCUCUCUACAGCGCGCUGACGGCGCCUCAGAAGCUGGCGGGUGUCGUCGCUCUCAGCUGCUGGCUGCCCCUCAGGAACUCCCUGUCACAGUCAGUGAUAAGCAGUAAUAAGGACAUAUCGGUGCUGCAGUGUCACGGCGAAGAAGAUCCUCUGGUUCCCCUUAUUUUUGGCAGUCUCACUGUAGAGAAACUCAAAAUGAUGCUGAACCCCUCCAAUAUCACCUUUAAAACAUAUCCUGGGAUGGCUCACAGUGCAUGUCCUGAGCUAAAGAAAAGAAUCUAUGGUAGUGUUUCAACGACUUUCCAAAAGAGGGAACAAAUAUCAAGAGAUUGAAUACAACAGUCGGAAAAGAGCUUUUUAGGAAAUGAUGGAUAUCAAACAGUUUAUUGAGAAGCAGCUUCCUCCAAUCAAUCAAUAAAUCAUUUAUACUCUAAUUGGACAUUUGACUCAGUUACUUCCAAACCCAGCGUGAACUGAAGAGUAUUUAUUAUGAAAAUAAUAUACUUAAUAUAUACUUUUUAAUAAGUGCAAACUGUUUUUGUGAAUAUUUUGAAUGAAAGACUAAGAGGAGAAAUUGCAAUUUUUCAGUCAUUUUUGCUCCUAUUUACCAAGGGUGCCGAUAUUUGUGUAGCCCACUGUACUGUAUAUAUAACUUUUGACCGCCAAACAUUGUUUAAUUGUGAUUAUGAGCAGAUCUCUUGAAACCUCAAACUGUCCUUACAGUGUUAAAAUUAGGUUAAACUUAAUUCCCAUUUCCAGAUGUGACUGUCUAUUUUCAAAUCAAAGAUUGUAUGCUAGAUUAAUGGGACAUUAAAACAGUUUGUUUGUGUUUACUUUA
Messenger RNA from Megalobrama amblycephala (Wuchang bream), 1416 nucleotides. RefSeq names its product lysophospholipase 1 (gene lypla1). The record is from RefSeq and is a predicted model, not a curated record. The coding region runs from base 327 to 911 and encodes 194 amino acids. NCBI's taxonomy places the organism in Eukaryota, Metazoa, Chordata, Actinopteri, Cypriniformes, Xenocyprididae. Gene Ontology annotation, cellular component: cytoplasm. The transcript has 10 exons. Gene Ontology annotation, molecular function: carboxylic ester hydrolase activity; palmitoyl-(protein) hydrolase activity. Gene Ontology annotation, biological process: protein depalmitoylation.